Messenger RNA from Linum tenue, 4214 nucleotides. The record is from the annotation of a GenBank genome assembly. NCBI's taxonomy places the organism in Eukaryota, Viridiplantae, Streptophyta, Magnoliopsida, Malpighiales, Linaceae.
AUGGAAGAGCCCACACACAAACAUUCUCCACCAUCCACCGGCGACAACGACGUCGUUGACGCCACAGUCGUCCCCACAACGCCACUCCUGGCCUUCCUGGAGCGACUUCAAGAAACGGCGCUCCAGACCCUGGGGAAGAAAGGGUUCGACGCGAAAUACUACAUCGAUGUGUCUCUCAAGUCCGAUCUGUCUUCCGCCCAGAAGGCGUUCGAUGAAUUGCCCAAGAGGAGUCGUCCCAAUGGGAGUGUUGCCGUACCGGUGGAAGAUUUCGAGAAGUUCGUGACGGAGUACUUGGAGCCGGCGGGGAGUGACCUCGUGGCGCACGAGCCGGUGGAUUUUGUGGCUGAGCCUGAUGGGUUCUUGCCCAAAGUGGAGAAUCCGGAGGUGAGGGCGUGGGCGCUGGAAGUUCACUCCUUGUGGAAGAUUCUGAUCAGGAAGGUGUCCGAUGGAGUUGGGGAGCAUCCUGAAAGGCACACUCUGCUUCCCUUGCCGGAGCCAAUGCUGAUUCCUGGUUCCCGGUUCUUGGAGGUUUACUACUGGGAUUCUUACUGGGCAAUCAGGGGACUGAUGGUGAGCAAGAUGUAUGAGACUGCCAAAUCCAUAGUCACCAAUCUCAUAUACCUUUUAGACACAUAUGGCCAUGUUCUGAAUGGUGCAAGGGCCUAUUACACCAACAGAAGUGAGCCUCCACUUCUCAGUGCAAUGGUCUCUGAGAUAUACAACAGGACAGGGGAUCUGGAAUUCGCCAGGAAAUCACUACCGGCGCUGAUCAAAGAGCACAAGUUUUGGACUACCGGUAAACAUAUAGUCACAGUUCAUGAUGCUCAAGGUGCCAAGUACAGCUUAAGCAGGUAUUUUGCUAUGUGGAACAAGCCUAGGCCUGAAUCUGGCACUAUUGAUAAGAAAGCUGCUGCCAAGAUCUCUGAUAAUGGCCCUGGAAAGCAGCUAUUUUACAGGGAAGUGGCUUCAACUGCUGAGUCUGGGUGGGAUUUCAGUACUAGAUGGAUGAGGGAUAUCUCAGACUAUACAACACUGUCCACCACAUCCAUUUUGCCUGUGGAUUUGAAUACUUAUUUGCUCAAGUUGGAACUUGACAUUGCACUCCUGGCAAACGUUACCGGAGAAGAAACUGUUGCAAAAAGCUUCUCAGAAGCAUCUCAAAUAAGAAAGAAGGCUAUAGAAUCUGUGUUCUGGAAUGCUGAGAAGGGGCAGUGGUUUGAUUACUGGCUUAAUGAUGAUGGAUCCUCCUCCAAGGAAUGUCAACCUCACAUAUGUCAAAUUGCCAACCAAAACCAGAAUGCAUUUGCUUCCAACUACGCCCCGCUGUGGAUCGACCUGUUCCAUUCAGACACAGCUUUGGCAGAGCAAGUCACGGCAAGUCUUGAGAGUUCUGGCCUCGUGCUUGCUGCCGGGAUUGCAACUUCCCUAACAAACUCUGGACAGCAAUGGGAUUUCCCAAACGGGUGGCCGCCACUGCAGCACCAGAUAGUGGAAGGACUGGUGCGAUCAGGGUCGGAGAAGGCCAAGGAAUUGGCAGAAGAGAUAGCAGUGAGAUGGAUUAACAGCAACUACGCUGUGUACAAGAAGACAGGGGCCAUGCACGAGAAGCUGGACGUGCGAGCCUGCGGCGAAUUCGGCGGCGGCGGAGAACUGGUUUUGGAUGGUCAAAUGGAGUUGUGUUGGCUUUCCUGGAGGAGUUCGGUUGGCCUCGUGACAGGAAGAUCGGCUGUUGAUUCGUCUGUCUCAGCUUUUCCGGUUAUGAUUGGGUUGCUUGGUGUAGUUAUAUUGGCGUUGCGAGCGGGGGAAGCAAAGAAGGAUUGGCGCACAAGGAAGAAGGUAGCGGUGGUUUGGGCAGACCGACAGAUCCGGCUGUCCGUGGUUCUCUCGUCAGACUUCCCUGGCGGAGUGGCGGUGGAUGGAUCAGGACUCUUCUUCAAGGCGGCCGAGUGGAUAAUGAUGGCGAGAUUUGUGUACACAAAAGUGGCGGGUGCAAUGACCUUCUUCAUGCCUGGGCUUUUGAUGGAGUUUGACUAUCGAAUUGCAGCUGCUGAUGAGGUGUCACUAGUGGCACUUGGGCCUAUUGGGCCGGGACUAUUUUUGUGUUCAUUGUUUUGCAGACCAGCUUCCACCCUCAUCUUCACCAUCACCAUGGCCAACCAUCACCUUCAUUUCCUCUUCCUACUUCUCCUCCCUUCACUGUUCUGGCUUCCGAUAUCCGCCGCUGAAUCGUCCUCCUCGUGCGGCGGCCAUCAGGGACCCGUAGUGCCCAUCACUCCCCUGCUCUCCUUUCUGGUAAGAGUUCAGGAGACGGCGCUGCAAACUCUCGGUGGGCGGAACUUCGACCCCAAAUUCUACGUCGACGUGUCCCUCAGGUUCAAUCUGUCUCACACCCAGAAGGUGUUCGACGAUUUGCCCAGGAGAAGGGAUGGGAGUGUUUCGGUCCAGGAGUUUCAGAGGUUUGUGGCUGGGUACUUGGAGAGUGCUGGGAAUGGUUUAGUUCUGCAUCAGCCGGUGGAUUUUGUGGCGGAGCCUGAGGGGUUCUUGCCAAAGGUGAAGAAUGCCAAGGUCAGGGCUUGGGCGCUGGAAGUUCAUUCCUUGUGGAGGAAUUUGAGCAGGAAGGUGUCUGAUGAGGUCCGGGAAUCCCCUGACUUGCACACUUUGCUUCCCUUGCCGGAGCCGGUGGUCAUUCCUGGCUCGCGUUUCAGGGAGGUGUAUUAUUGGGAUUCUUACUGGGUCAUCAGGGGUCUGCUUGCAAGCAAAAUGUAUGACACUGCCAAAUCCAUAGUGACAAAUCUGAUUUACCUAUUGGAUACAUACGGCCAUGUCCUGAAUGGUGCAAGAUCCUAUUACACUAACAGAAGUCAGCCUCCCCUUCUCAGUGCAAUGGUCUAUGAGAUAUAUAAUAGGACUGGUGACGUUAAGUUUGCUAGGAAGGCGCUGCCUGCACUAAUCAAAGAGCAUGAGUUUUGGACUUCAGGUGAGCACAAAAUCACAGUCCAGGAUGGCCAAGCUGCCAAGCACAGCUUAAGCCGUUAUUAUGCAAAGUGGAACAAACCUAGGCCUGAAUCUGCUACAAUUGACAGGGAUUCUGCUGCCAACAUCUCAGAUUCUUGUGAGAAGCAGGACUUUUACAGGGAAGUGGCAUCAACUGCCGAGUCAGGUUGGGAUUUCAGUACAAGAUGGAUGAGGAAUACUUCGGACUUCACCACACUGUCUACAACAUCCAUUUUACCUGUUGAUUUGAACACUUACCUGCUAAAGUUGGAGCUUGACAUUGCAUUCCUGGCAAAAGCCACUGCGAACCGAACCGUGGCUAGAAGAUUUACGAAGGCCUCUGAAGCAAGAAUCCAGGCUAUAAAAUCUGUUUUCUGGAAUGCGAAGAAAGGACAGUGGUUCGACUACUGGCUUAAUCAUGGAUCCGCGCACAAGUUAUUGUUCAGUUAUGGAUUUGCCUCUAACUUUAUGCACGUUCCAAGACACAGAAAGGAAACCACCAAAACCAGAAUGCAUUUGCCUCUAACUUUGUCCCAUUAUGGAUUGAUCAGUUCCAUUCAGUACAUAUUUCUGAUAACUUUCCUUUGUUGCAUUAACGAACCCAGACAAAGUUUUGGUGGAGCGUGUCCUGAAAAGCUUCAAAAGCUCAGGCCUUAUUCGUGCUACUGGAAUCGCCACUUCCCUAACAAACUCAGGACAACAAUGGUAACUCGGGACUUUCCAAAUGGAUGGGCACCACUGCAGCACGUGGUCGUGGAAGGCCUGGCUAGAUCAGGGUCAAGCAAAGCCAAGGCAUUGGCAGAGGAGAUAGCAGUGAGAUGGAUCAACAGCAACUAUAUUGUGUACAACAACACUGGGGCAAUGCAUGAGAAGCUGGACGUGGAAGCUUGUGGAGAGUUCGGUGGUGGUGGAGAAUACGUUCCUCAGACGGGCUUUGGAUGGACAAAUGGAGUUGUACUGGCAUUUCUGGAGGAGUUUGGGUGGCCUCAAGACAGGAAGUUGGGCUGCUGAUAUCAGAAUUACUAACUCGAAGAAAAAGACUCAGGAAUUGCGAGCUUGUCAUCAGGAUCUUCAUUGGAACUUUACAAAUGUUGUAUUGUUUACAAUAGGUCCUUAUUGUUAUUUAUUCCGUAUUUAAGUGGGGAUACUUUCCUCCAUCAUGGUUCUUUUACGUGAUAAAAGUUAUAUGAAUAAAAAUGUUGUACUGUUGUAUUUUCGAC